CUUCCGCUCUCUCUUCCACUGGAGGCCUACACGCCGCCGCUGGUGCCGCCGCCAUGUCUCUAGUGAUCCCUGAGAAGUUCCAGCACAUUCUGCGAGUACUCAACACGAACAUCGAUGGGCGGCGGAAAAUAGCCUUUGCCAUCACUGCCAUUAAGGGCGUGGGACGAAGGUAUGCUCAUGUGGUGUUGAGGAAAGCAGACAUUGACCUCACCAAGAGGGCUGGAGAACUCACUGAAGAUGAGGUGGAACGUGUGAUCACCAUUAUGCAGAAUCCACGCCAAUACAAGAUCCCAGACUGGUUCUUGAAUAGACAGAAGGAUGUGAAGGAUGGGAAGUACAGCCAGGUUCUGGCCAAUGGUCUGGACAACAAGCUCCGGGAAGAUCUGGAGCGGCUGAAGAAGAUUCGGGCCCACCGAGGGCUGCGCCACUUCUGGGGCCUUCGUGUCCGAGGCCAGCACACCAAGACCACUGGCCGCCGGGGCCGCACUGUGGGUGUGUCCAAGAAGAAAUGAGUCUGUAGGCCUUUUCUGUUAAUAAAUAUUUCUAUACCAUGA
This is a messenger RNA of Jaculus jaculus (lesser Egyptian jerboa), 554 nucleotides long. RefSeq names its product ribosomal protein S18 (gene Rps18). Gene Ontology annotation, biological process: translation. The record is from RefSeq and is a predicted model, not a curated record. Gene Ontology annotation, cellular component: ribosome; small ribosomal subunit; cytosol. Bases 54 to 512 code for a protein of 152 amino acids. The transcript has 6 exons. Gene Ontology annotation, molecular function: structural constituent of ribosome; RNA binding. Lineage: Eukaryota; Metazoa; Chordata; Mammalia; Rodentia; Dipodidae.